Molecule: messenger RNA, 2399 nt
Organism: Hipposideros armiger (great roundleaf bat)
Lineage: Eukaryota; Metazoa; Chordata; Mammalia; Chiroptera; Hipposideridae
Gene: AP1S3
Product: adaptor related protein complex 1 subunit sigma 3
Exons: 4
Biological process (GO): vesicle-mediated transport; intracellular protein transport
Cellular component (GO): AP-1 adaptor complex; membrane coat
Molecular function (GO): clathrin-cargo adaptor activity
Source: RefSeq, a predicted model, not a curated record
AUACAUUUCAUAUUGCUCUUCAGUCGACAAGGGAAAUUACGGCUGCAGAAAUGGUACACCACUCUCCCUGACAAAGAAAGGAAAAAGAUCACCCGGGAAAUCGUUCAGAUUGUUCUGUCUCGUGGUCACAGGACAAGCAGUUUUAUUGACUGGAAGGAGCUAAAGCUUGUUUAUAAAAGGUAUGCUAGUUUAUAUUUUUGCUGUGCAGUAGAAAACCAGGACAAUGAGCUCUUGACGCUAGAGAUUGUGCAUCGUUAUGUGGAGCUGCUGGACAAAUACUUUGGAAAUGUCUGUGAGCUGGAUAUUAUCUUUAACUUUGAAAAAGCUUAUUUUAUAUUGGACGAGUUUAUAAUGGGUGGAGAAAUUCAGGAAACAUCCAAGAAAUCCGCUGUCAAAGCUAUUGAAGAGUCUGAUAUGUUACAGGAGACGUUGGAAGAAUACAUGAACAAGCCUACAUUUUAACUGUACAUCUUCUUGAAGACUCUGAGUGCUACAUGUUGUGGACUUGUAAAGAAGCAAUGCCUUGCAUCCAGUUAUUUGAGAGAGCCUCCAGCAUCAUGCCAAAAAUAAGUUAAAAGGGAUUUUUUUUUGUUAACUAGCAAAGAUUAAAGUUGUUUAACAUAAUAUAUUUAUCAUGAUUACAUUUCUGUAUUAUACUGUAUAUGAUUACUUAUUGUAGCUCUGGAUGUUAAAAUCACUGCUCCAUAACUCAAGAGACUGAACAUUUGUUUGCAAUGUGUUAGCUCCAUGUAAUAUUUUUAAGCUAAUUUAAAUACAUUUGUUGCAAUAUGGUUUCGAUGCAUUUGAUCCCUUACUGACAGGCUGAAAACUGUAUUGUAAUAAUUCAUGAUUUUGAAUGUGAGGUUUAUCUUGUAACAAUACUUUUCUAAAUGUUUAGCUCUUAAAAUGGUAUGCUAAUUCAAAAUUAUGUUAAUAGUUUAGUGUUCAUACAUAAUGCUAGACAUUUUUAAUAUACUUGCUAAUACUGUAAUUUCAGUCCAGAUACAAUGUAUCUGAUUUUAAUGUCCUGAAUUUAUUUAUUUUUUCAGGGUUGGAAUAAAGUAAAACAACCAAAGAUAGUAUAGGACUUAAGUGUUUUUGAGGCUUUGGAAGCUGCUAUCUUGGCUGAGGUUUUAAUUUUACCUUUUAAUUGAAUAUAAGGGACAGUUCAAUAAGGUUGUGUUUUCUACAAACUAUGUAUUUAUUAAGGUUUUUAGAGACCUGGUGAUAUAGUAUCUAUGUCUUUUCUUAUUAUAAAAAUUGUAUAAUAGAGAUUACUAACAAUAGUAAUUGUUAUUACUACUACUAUUUUAAUAACCGAUGUUCUAAGCACUCUUAGUUGCUUGAGAGAUUUUGUUUCAAAUACGUUUUAAUGUAUGUCUAAGAUAUUUGAAGACUUACUGUUUAUUAGGCUUACUUCGGGCAUUUAAUAAUAUUAUUGCAGCCUAUAUGCUAGAUGCCUUUUCUCCGUUUUCCUUUCCUUGUCCCCAAAGAAAAUAUCUGCUGCUCAUCCUUAUUAUUGUGAAUGUGUCACAUUCAUGCUUCCUGGAAUGGAAGUUCUAUAUAACCAGGUAGUGAAUAUGCUCAGACAUUGCCAGGAAAGAGCUUGGAAUAUCCCACCUUGGUGUCCUGUCUUACCUGUGCAUUUUCAAUGUUAGCAUUGAGGUCUGGUAUCAUUCAGACUGGAGUGGUGAGGGACACUCAAGUGCUUUUCCUAAGAAUGUGUUUGCUAUUGGAUUCUCUAGGAGAUCUCAUAGGGUCGACCUUUAGAGAACGUGAGGGGAAAAUGCUCUUUGAUUCAUCUCACCAGAUAUAUUUAGGCAAAAAUAGCAAGAGCAGAAGAACAGAAGGAAAAUUGACCAGUUCCUCAAUAUAACCAUUAUUCAAUGGGAAUAACUCAGAUUAGUAUGUAAUUAUUGGCCUCAAUAUAUUUCCUCAAUCAUGUAAUGACAAUUAUGGUAUCAGGUUGAAGUUUCACUAUCAUUUUGGAUCACUUUGUUUACUUUAGGUCUUCAGUUUGUGCUUUAGCUUUUUGUUGUUAUUCAUAUGGUGAAACUAUUUUUAAAAGCAGCUUAGUAAAGAUGGACUUUAUGAAAAUCCUUCACAGUUUUCCUGGUUCUUUUGACGUUUUCCACCAUUUUGGGAUGAAGGUAUUUAUUGAAGCUCAUUCAAAUGUACUAUACAUAUUCUGGGGAAUUCCUUAUUAGACACUGCCUACCAACAGACAGGACUUCUCAGGCUUCCUGUCAGUGUCACACAUAGAAAACGGACAUAAUGAUGUGGCACUCUGAGGUAAAUCUGAAGAACUUGGGGGACAGCUGGUGUGAGUCUUGGUGAAAAUCUUCAUUAUGUUUUCUUUGUAAUGUGUAAUUAUAAUAAAACUACCAAGUGAAAGAAAA